Molecule: messenger RNA, 1299 nt
Organism: Nothobranchius furzeri (turquoise killifish)
Lineage: Eukaryota; Metazoa; Chordata; Actinopteri; Cyprinodontiformes; Nothobranchiidae
Product: cysteine-rich venom protein
Cellular component (GO): extracellular region
Source: RefSeq, a predicted model, not a curated record
CUUCUAUACGUUGCGUGUCAUGUGGAAGCGGUAAACAGGCGUGUCUUCAGCCUACAAACCCUCUAUCCAUCUACAUACAUGUCAUUCAGCUCGGUGAUGUUUUUCACCAACGCUUCUUUUCUUUUAUUUACCUUGAACUCAGCAGCGUUUCCAUUCUGCGCUGUGUAAACACCAGUUAAUAAAUCAGCUGGCCACUGCACCCUGGGGCUUAACAAUCCCUUAUUUACUCCCCGUCAGCUGCAGUCAAGACAAAACCUCUUUACCGCAAAGUGAUGGAUCUGCUCUUGUCCUCUUGUGUAAAGUCGUGCAUCAAACUCCAUCAUCCGGAAGGGAAGCAGCUACGGAGAGCAUCAGAGGCGGAACUAUAAAAGGAGUAAGAUCCAAAUCACCUCCUCCUUCAGGUAACCCGAGAGCAGCAGGUCACUCUUCUUCCUCAUCGGCUACUGAUGACAUCAGCAGUUUCAUCUGAGAAGAAAAUUCAGUCUUCACUAAGCCUCUGAUUUGCCAUCAGGGAAAAAAAUGUUUCUAGUGCUGAUUUGCAUCUUAAUGCUGCAGGACGUGCAUGCUGCCUGUAUUGUGGUGAAUGUUUGCCCUGAGAACACUAUGGUGCAGGCUGAGAUCGUAGACGUGCACAACGACUUCAGGAGAGCAGUAGAUCCAUCAGCCGCCGACAUGCUGAUGAUGACCUACAGUGAGGAGUUAGCAGAACACGCUCAGGCCUGGGUUAAUAACUGUACUAUGAAACACGGACCACCCAGUGCCCGCAUGAUUGACGGAUAUGAAGUAGGUGAGAAUCUGUUCUUCUCACCCUCUCCAACCUCGUGGAAGAGUGUCAUCAAUGCCUGGUAUGACGAGAAGUCUCAUUAUGUUUACCCUAAUGGCUCCAGAGAUGGAACACGCAUCAAUCACUACACACAGCUGAUUUGGAACAGCUCGUACAGAGUUGGCUGUGGACUCAACCUGUGCAACAGCACCUAUUUCUAUGACUGUCGUUAUUAUCGAGCUGGAAACUUUAAAAGAUGGCCACCUUACAAGCUUGGAAAGCCAUGUGCUUCCUGUCCAAACAACUGUGUGGACAAUCUCUGCACCAAUCCCUGUCCUUACAUAAACAAAUACAUCAACUGUCCCAAACUGAAGAACACCACCGGCUGCAGCAACGAGCUGGUGUCGGCCUGGUGUCCAGCUUCAUGCAAUUGCAGCUCUGAGAUUAUUCCAAUCUAUUAAACUCUAAUAAUCCCAACAUGUGUCUGUAGCUGAAACAAACCAGGAUUAGAUUAGUCUGAUCUAAACAAGAUGAUC